UUGAGAUAAGGCGGUAGUCAGGUGUGGUGUGUGGCUGUUCGACUUGCUUUUUUUUUUCGGAGACAGGAAAUCGCCAAUUUUGGCUGAUUUUUCCUGUAUCCGAAUUAUUUUGGUACCUGACCGGCUCUGAAUCUUUCACUUCGAUCUUCGGCAGCCGUCAACAUGGUUUGGAAUGAAGCAGUCCAAUUCUACAAUCACACCUUUGAAAAUGCUGAUCCCAGAGUUGCAGAUUGGCCCAUGAUGCACAGUCCUUUUCCUACACUCAUCAUUUGCCUUUCUUAUGUAUAUGUAGUCAAGUACUUAGGACCUAGCUUAAUGAAAAAUCGAGAGCCAUUAGAUAUCCGGUGGCUUAUGACAAUAUACAAUUUUUCUAUGGUUAUAUUCAGCUUUUUAAUUUUCUAUUAUUUUGGUGUUUAUGGCUGGUUUGGAUCAUAUAGCUGGAAGUGCCAACCUGUUGAUUAUUCAGAUAGCCCUGAAGCCAUUGGAAUGGCAAGUGUAUGUUGGUGGUUUUAUAUAUCAAAAUUUAUUGAAUUUACUGAUACAAUAUUUUUUGUAAUGAGAAAAAAGUAUAGUCAAGUUUCUACUCUUCAUGUUAUUCAUCAUGGGAUUAUGCCAAUGAGUGUAUGGUUAGGAUUAAAAUUUACCCCUGGUGGACAUAGCACAUUCUUUGCUUUUGUUAAUAGUUUUGUUCACGUUUUGAUGUAUACUUACUACGGUUUGGCGGCUUUUGGCCCACAUAUGAAUAAAUAUCUGUGGUGGAAAAAAUAUAUGACCACUAUUCAAAUGAUUCAAUUUCUCAUGAUAUUUACUCAUGCUUUUCAACUGUUGUUCAUCAACUGUAAUUAUCCACGUGGUUUCAUGUACUGGAUUGGAUUCCAUGCAGUUCUUUUCUGGUUCCUAUUUGCUGAAUUUUAUAAAAAUGCAUACCAAAAGAAUAAAGCAGAAAAAGCAAUACUAAAAGCAAAGGAAAUCAGUGAAGAAGGAUCACCUGUUAAAAAUGGAUAUAAAUUAACUAAUGGUCAUAGUUAUUCAAAUGGUUAUGCAAAUGGUUGUUCCACUAAAAAUGCCUAUACUAAUGGUAAUGGUUAUAUUCAUUCAAAUGAAAAAGAGCAAUAUUCAAAUGGUGUACAAAACUGUGAUUUAUCUAAUGAUAGUAUAAAAAAAGCAAAUUAGUCCAAUUUCUUUUAUAUAAAAUAUUGUGAUUUUGCAUUUGCACUGGGUACUUGUAUAUUGUUGCCAUUUCAAUACAUAAUAUAAUGUGGAUAUUUUUUCUUCACAAAUUUGUUAAAUCUAAGUCAAAAAACAAAAAAGUGUUUAUUUUGCUUUUGCACUGAAGAAUAAGUAUUGUAUAUACCGGUGAUAUUUUGUUGGAAUUUAUUGUCAGAAAAAAGACAUAAACAGUAUUGUUCAUUUCGUUGAGCCUUUAAGCCAAACUUUUGUAUUGCAUUUUGUAAAUUUUAACUAUCCAUUUAUUUCUAUUGGGCAUUUAUAAAAUUCAUUUUGAAUCUCAAACAUUUGUGGACGGAAAUAUUAAUGCUUUGUUUCAAAAUCUUUUGAAAGGCAUGUUAUUACCACGAUUGAAAAUAUCAAACUUGAUCUUACAUUUGUACAGUAUUGAGUCUCCAGCUAUGCAAAACUUAGUUUUAGUAGCUUGUAAAAUGUAUUAUGUACUAUUAAUAAAUAAUUGUCCUAACCUAUUUUUUGUACUUGCACAAUUUAUAGAAUAAAAGCCUAUUUAAAAGAAAUUAAAA
Messenger RNA from Argiope bruennichi, 1751 nucleotides. RefSeq names its product elongation of very long chain fatty acids protein AAEL008004-like. The record is from RefSeq and is a predicted model, not a curated record. Bases 163 to 1173 code for a protein of 336 amino acids. NCBI's taxonomy places the organism in Eukaryota, Metazoa, Arthropoda, Arachnida, Araneae, Araneidae. Gene Ontology annotation, cellular component: endoplasmic reticulum membrane. Gene Ontology annotation, biological process: very long-chain fatty acid biosynthetic process; fatty acid elongation, saturated fatty acid; fatty acid elongation, monounsaturated fatty acid. Gene Ontology annotation, molecular function: fatty acid elongase activity. The transcript has 7 exons.